AUGUCUCGGCACCCGGUCCCACCCACAAAUCAGAUCUCUCUCGGCCAGCAGAUAGUGGCCUCCUCCACGGGUGCCCUUCUAACAUCACUAUUUAGUGAGUUUUUACAAUUUUUAUUUGAUUUUUAGGAGACGGCAUGGAUAAUAUCGAAGUCUUGAUGGUUUAUCGUUUAUUUUAAUUCCAGUGACUCCUAUGGACGUUGUAAAGACCCGGUUACAGACUCAGGUGCAGCCACUAGCCAAAGGAGAAUGUUUCCUCUUCAAUCACGGCCUCAUGGAUCAGAUCUGCACCGCGUGUUCGGAGCCCUCGAAAGAUUUGCGUUGCGAAUGGUUCAACCGGCCUGGACACUUUAAUGGAACGAUAGAUGCGUUUGUAAAGAUCACGAGGAAUGAAGGGAUCAGAUCGUUGUGGAGUGGGCUCUCACCAACAAUGUAAGUUUUUUAAAUUUAUAUUGCACUUGGUGUUUAGGCUAGAACGGAUUGAUCUGAAAAAUUAGAAGAUCUUAGAAGGACCGUAUUUUACCUAUCGAUGUCGAAACCCCUCCAAUUUUUUUGGAAACGCUUAUUACUGAUCAGUUUUUGUACGCUAUCUGCCUAGUGUAAUAUAAAUUUUUGGUCGAAACAUCGAUUUCUCUUUUCAGAGUGAGCGCAAUACCUCAGACUGUAUUUUACUUCACCCUGUAUGAUAAUUUGCACACAAGGCUGCGCCGAAAAUACCCCGGCGGAUAUUGGGCACCUUUAGUAGCCGGGGCUGGCGCCAGAUCAAUUGCAGCGACCGUGGUGUCGCCUUUGGAGAUGAUACGAACAAAAAUGCAAAGUGAAGUGUUAUCGUAUAAAGGUAGGGGGAAAAUGAAUUUGUUGUUUUUAUUUUUCGCGAAGAGAGAAAGAGUUGACUCUUUGUCAACUCUUUCUCUCAUGCGAAUUCGGUUGAAUUUGAAUUAUUUUUGGGCUGAAAAUGACUAAUAAAAUGUGAAAAUUGCAGAUAUGGCCAAAGCAAUAAAAUCCUCGAUCCGUCAUGAAGGCUAUACCAUGCUGUGGCGCGGCCUGGUAGCCACAUUACUCAGGGAUAUACCGUUUUCUGGUGAGUUGGUGAUAUAAAUUUGAAAUGCAUAACGUGUAGAGUAGUCUAUGAUGUGUUUUAUUUGUCCAAAUUUCAGCGGUUUAUUGGAUCGGCUACGAAGAUAUCAAGGCUCGAACAAUCCGGUACCUCGGCCGAAAGGACACCAACUUUUUGAUCAGUUUCGCGGCCGGCGCUACGUCCGGCACGAUCGCCACGAUUUUCACACAACCCUUUGAUGUAGUCAAAACACAUAAGCAAGUCACGUUGGGCAGUGUGAAUGUAAAGGGCAUCAAACGAGGCAAACAAGUCUUGGAGAACAAGCCCAUGAAGAUGGUCGUCAAGGAAAUAAUCGCUCGCGAAGGCGUUUCCGGACUGUUUACUGGUAUGUAAUGGUUAUUUUUUGGUGAAUUAGCACCUGUUAGAUCUGGUUUUGGUAGUUUUUGGCUGGGUUUUGGUCGAAAAUCACGUGAAAUUUUAGAUUUAUAUUACACAUCAGAUCAAAAUUGGUGAAGUGGAAAAAACAGGCUGUUGCUUUAAAACUAGUAUUUAGGGUGAUUUAAAAUUUUUCCUAUUAGAAUUGACAGUUUUUUCUGGUGAUUUUAAAUCCAUAGCCUUAGGGAAAUUAGCGAUUUUUCAUGGUGAAAAUCGAAUUCCAAUUUUUUUUGCAGUUUGUCUGUAAUUGCCAAAAGAUUACGUCUUUUUGAAGAUUUCGAGUGCAUAAAAUUACUUUCAGGUCUAAUACCACGAAUAGCCAAGACCUCCAUGGCAUGCGCCAUCAUGAUCGGCACCUACGAAUACCUGAAAUUGGUGUUCAAUCGAAGAAAUCGGAAAGAAAUCUAG
This is a messenger RNA of Bursaphelenchus xylophilus (pine wood nematode), 1897 nucleotides long. NCBI's taxonomy places the organism in Eukaryota, Metazoa, Nematoda, Chromadorea, Rhabditida, Aphelenchoididae. The record is from the annotation of a GenBank genome assembly.